Molecule: messenger RNA, 1987 nt
Organism: Alosa alosa (allis shad)
Lineage: Eukaryota; Metazoa; Chordata; Actinopteri; Clupeiformes; Clupeidae
Gene: fzr1a
Product: fizzy/cell division cycle 20 related 1a
Exons: 14
Coding region: 158-1645 (495 amino acids)
Biological process (GO): anaphase-promoting complex-dependent catabolic process; positive regulation of ubiquitin protein ligase activity; positive regulation of anaphase-promoting complex-dependent catabolic process
Cellular component (GO): anaphase-promoting complex
Molecular function (GO): ubiquitin ligase activator activity; anaphase-promoting complex binding; protein binding
Source: RefSeq, a predicted model, not a curated record
CUUUCACCCAAAACAUCUUCGAAGGCUACAUUUUGGUCACCUAAGCAAACCUUCAAUUAAUCAGUAAUAUUACCUCAGCCUUGCCUUAGCGUUCCGUGUUUUAAUAACAGGUGGAUUUCCAAGCUAUUUUUACCCAGGACAAAAGUCAGUCUCCUCAAUGGACCAGGACUAUGAGCGGCGGCUGUUGCGGCAGAUCAACAUACAGAAUAUAAACUGCAGUCCCAUUAAAUCAACAGAAGUGGUCCGCAACCUGACACCUACAAGCUCCCCGCUAUCAUCCCCUAGCAAACAUGGAGACAGAUUUAUCCCAUCCCGAGCUGGAGCCAACUGGAGCAUCAACUUCCACAGAAUAAACGAGAAUGAGCGGUCACCUAGCCAGAACAGAAAAACAAAAGAUGCCACUACAGACAACAGUAAAGCGGACGGCCUGGCCUACUCGGCCCUGCUGAAGAACGAGUUGCUGGGGGCAGGCAUCGAGAAGGUCCAGGACCCUCAGAGCGAGGACCAGCGCCUGCGACCUUCUACCCCGGAGAGGAGGCGACUAUUUAACUACUCUCUCAGUGCCAAGCGCUCCUCCCCCGAUGACAACAACACUCUGUCCCCUUACUCCCUGUCACCUGUCAGCAGCAAAAGUCAGAAGCUAUUACGGUCUCCACGAAAGCCCACCCGUAAAAUCUCUAAGAUUCCUUUUAAGGUGCUUGAUGCACCGGAACUACAAGACGACUUCUACCUCAACCUAGUGGACUGGUCCUCCCUAAAUGUGCUCAGUGUGGGCCUGGGGACCUGUGUAUAUCUGUGGAGUGCGUGCACCAGUCAGGUAACACGUCUGUGUGACCUGUCAGUAGAGGGCGACUCUGUCACAUCCGUGGGCUGGUCGGAACGAGGCAAUCUGGUGGCAGUGGGAACACAUAAAGGCUUUGUACAAAUAUGGGACGCAUCUGCAGGCAAGAAACUGUUUGCGCUUGAGGGCCACACAGCGAGAGUGGGUGCUUUGGCGUGGAACGCUGACCAGCUCUCGUCAGGCAGCCGUGACCGCAUGAUCCUGCAGCGGGACGUGCGCACGCCCCCCCAGCAGUCAGAGCGGCGGCUCCAGGGACACCGGCAGGAGGUCUGCGGCCUCAAGUGGAGCACCGACCACCAGCUGCUCGCCUCCGGGGGCAACGACAAUAAGCUACUGGUGUGGAACCACUCUAGUGUGGUGCCCGUGCAGCAGUACACGGAACAUCUGGCUGCGGUCAAGGCCAUCGCCUGGUCGCCCCACCAGCACGGGUUGCUGGCAUCGGGCGGCGGCACGGCCGACCGCAGCAUCCGCUUCUGGAACACGCUUACAGGGCAGCCCCUGCAGUCCAUCGACACAGGCUCACAAGUCUGCAACCUGGCCUGGUCCAAGCACGCUAAUGAGCUGGUAAGCACACAUGGAUACUCACAAAACCAGAUCCUGGUGUGGAAAUACCCAUCCCUUACUCAGGUGGCCAAACUCACUGGACACUCGUACCGAGUCCUCUACCUGGCCAUGUCGCCAGAUGGAGAGGCCAUCGUCACAGGAGCCGGAGAUGAGACCCUGCGCUUCUGGAAUGUCUUCAGUAAAACGCGCUCGACCAAGGAGUCGGUGUCUGUCUUGAACCUCUUCACCAGAGUACGAUGACCCCUGUAGAGUGAAAUACUAAAAUCAUGUUGAGGGAUAUGACCUCUUUUAUAGGUGGAGGAAGAAGGCAAAGGUGUUAAGAGAGGGGACUGUCGAUUGAUGUUUACAGAAUUUUAUAGACCUCCAUCAGGACUGCCUUGUAUACAUUCAGGAUUAAUUUCAAAAGCUUACUUGAUUUGGUGUAUUUUGUGUUUGUUUUUUGUGUUUUGUUUGCAAUUAAUGCACAUUUUAUAACAUUUUGUGUUUUUUAAGUUGCUAAAUAUCCUAAAUGUACAAUACUGUAUAAGCAUCAAGAAAUGUAAGUGUCCUAAAUCUUUACAAUUUAAAGAUAGAUGUCCUUUA